Messenger RNA from Phyllotreta striolata, 1914 nucleotides. Lineage: Eukaryota; Metazoa; Arthropoda; Insecta; Coleoptera; Chrysomelidae. The record is from the annotation of a GenBank genome assembly.
UGUCAAGUCACCUGUCACUAGUGUCAAUAAGUCAGCAAGUUGCACUCGUUAUUUUACAGAAUAUAUCGGAUAUAAACUAAUAAAUAGAUAUAUCUCCAAAAUAUCCGCUGUAUUACCGUAAGUUAUGACGAUGACUGAACAGUCCGGUAGCGAAGUUUCCCACUUCGUGGCUCCUGUAAUCCAGGACAACCCCACCGGCUGGGGCCCAUGUGAAGUGCCAGAUCAAUUCAAGGAUAUGCCCUACCAACCGUUCAGCAAAGGCGACCGGUUGGGCAAAAUUAGCGAUUGGACGGGGGCUGCUUUCCAGGAUAAAAAAUACGCCAACAAAUACGCUUCUCAAUUCGGCUCGGGUAGCCAGUACGCUUACUAUCACGAUGAAGAUGAGAGUACUUUCCACUUGGUCGAUACCACUAGGGUUCAGAAGCCACCUUACCAGAGAGGCAGGUUCCGUGCCAAUCAACGUAAUCUACGUGGUAGAGGAGGGCGCUCGAAUGUCCAAUCCGGUAUGCAGUCUCUUGGUAAGGGUCUCAAAGCUAGAGACACCUACAAAAGAAGCCAGGUUAAGAGAUGGGGACAAGGCCGACCCCAAAUCAAAAUCCGAGAUGCUUCUGUUACUGUCAGACCUGAUUGGAGCACUAUCGAAGAAAUGGACUUCCCUAGGUUAGGAAAGUUGUCUCUACCGGGAAUAAAAGAUGGUGAAGAUAUUUUAUGUUGCGGAGAACUGGAAUAUUACGAUAAGUCGUACGAUCGUGUCAAUGUUAAGAACGAAAAGGCUUUACAAAGCGUUAACAGAAUCUUCCAUACUGUAACAACAACUGAUGAUCCCGUUAUUCGUAAACUCACCAAAACCGAAGGUAACGUUUACGCUACCGACGCCAUUUUGGCUACUAUCAUGUGCUGCACGAGAUCCAACUAUUCUUGGGAUAUUGUUAUCGAAAAAAUCGGUGACAAACUGUUCUUCGACAAACGAGACAACACCGAGUUUGAUCUGCUUACUGUAAACGAAACCUCCGUCGAACCACCGCAGGACGAUGGCAACUCGUUGAAUUCUCCUCGAAACUUGGCCUUGGAAGCCACGUUCAUCAACCAUAACUUCAGUCAACAAGUAUUGAGAACAGGAGCUACCGAACCUAAAUAUAAAUUCAACGAGCCCAAUCCUUUCUUAUCCGAAGAAGAGGACGGUGAAAUUGCCAGCGUGGCUUACAGAUACCGAAAGUGGGAUCUUGGUGGUGGUGUUAUUUUGGUAGCGAGAUGCGAACAUGAUGCAGUAGUGCAAUCGCCCAACGGAGAGCUUCAAUUUCUGUCCAUCAAAGCUUUGAACGAAUGGGACUCCAAGGUUGCGAACGGAGUGGAAUGGAGGCAAAAGCUCGACACUCAAAGAGGCGCCGUGCUGGCCAACGAGCUGCGCAACAACGCUUGUAAGCUUGCUAAGUGGACUGUGCAAGCUCUCUUGGCAGGUAGCGAUCAGAUUAAAUUCGGUUACGUGUCCCGAGCGCACGUGAGAGACAACAGCAAGCACGUUAUUUUGGGUACGCAACAGUACAAGCCGCACGAAUUCGCCACCCAAAUCAAUUUGAACAUGGACAAUGCUUGGGGUAUUUUAAGGUGCAUCGUGGAUAUCGUUAUGAAGCAGAAAGACGGAAAGUAUUUGAUAAUGAAGGAUCCCAACAAGCCGAUGAUUCGUUUGUAUGAUAUUCCUGAUAAUACAUUUGAAUCAGACGGGGAAACUGAAUCGGACGACGAGAUUCCUGAAAACGCUACUACGGCUUUCCCGUUGUAUUCUUACAGUUCUAACUCGAAACGUUCAUAACUUUAGAAAUGCUUUUGUUUGGAUAAUGCGUUUUCAUAUUAAAUAAAGUCGUAUUAAAAGUAAAAGUUUACAAUGAAAACAACUGUGUAUAAACAUGAAAAAAU